Messenger RNA from Exaiptasia diaphana, 2716 nucleotides. RefSeq names its product transmembrane protein 151B. Lineage: Eukaryota; Metazoa; Cnidaria; Anthozoa; Actiniaria; Aiptasiidae. The coding region runs from base 230 to 1426 and encodes 398 amino acids. The record is from RefSeq and is a predicted model, not a curated record. The transcript has a single exon.
UUGKUUAGURRUCGUUUUGACUUGGAUUUCUGAAUCGCUCUCGCGAAGUUUAAGUACAAUUCAAGUCAGUGAAAGUCACAAUUCAACAAGUAAUUCCACUGUACCAACAGUGCCGACGUCACGUCCAUUUGAAGGUCUCACUCCAGUUGUAAUAACAUGUGCWGUACUACURCAACUUCUAUUACCUUUCGUCUAUUGUUUUUGUUGUCGAGGGUUUAAAGCAUGUUUCAUGGACAAACUCCAACAAGCCGAAAAGCGUCAAAGAAAAAAAUGGGGAGARAGUCUCAUUAAACGACACGAGUGGGGGGAUUCCUGYUGCAGAMUUGUUUCUCUCMAUUUCUACUUCUCAUUCUUUUUGUGGUUCGUUUACUUAAUUUGUUAUAAUGUGUUGAACUGGUCCAAGUACGGCGUCGUCUUCAAGAAUCUUCACAUCAUGGCUAUUGUUGUGAUYGUGUUUUCAGCCCUGUUUGUUCUCAUUGAAAGUUUCUUUUCUAAUGAGUAUGAACACCUUGAUCACCCAAUGCAAAAGGAGGAAAUUAUAAGCUACAUUAAACGGUUGCGUAACAAAGCUCCCGAGAUUACCAUGUCUGUUGAGUGUUCUCAUUUAGAAGACAGGCCGAGGGGUAACGGCAAAGGUACUAAGUUAACAAAGAUCGUUACGUAYAGCGGGACACGCGAGUUUCGGUAUGGUAGUUUUGAGGACGUGUCUUCACCCGAAAUGCCGUGGAUUAGUCACUCWGUUUUGACCCGACUGAAGAUUGAUGCUUUUAUUGACUUUGGUGACGCCGAGACUGAAGAGGAAUUUGAACGGCAAAGAUCGGAAUAUUAUAAUGCUUUUUAUCACUUUGAUAAAGAUUUUAGUUUUCGUGUUAGUUAUGAUAUCCCAGGUUUAGACCACCGAAUUCUUGCCUACAUCGAUCCUUCGCAAACAGAUGGAUGGAUUAGUGGCAGGUAUUUUUGGUAUGCGACAUGCUGUUGCCUAACUUGGCCAUAUCGCUGGUUGUUCAGAGCAAAAACAGCGCAAUGUYGCUAUGAUAUCAAGAAAAAGAUGUACAUGUCUGUUAAGCCAUUGUCUUCCGACUUCCAAGAUCCUGAUGAUAAUCCACCAUUAACCGAAUCAAAGGAAAAACCUUCGUUUUCCAUGACUGGAGAAUUACCCGGUGAUGCCACGCGGACGUGCUCUAAUGGCAACCCUUCUCAUCAAGACACAAACCUAUUAACCAAUCAGGAAGAACCAUACACUUCGGCCAAUCAGGAAGGAUCGUACUGUCCAACCAAUGAGGUAACAACGCACGCCCAAAUUAAUCAGGAUCCAGACUCGCCUGCAACUAAUCAAGAAAAAGUGCCGUAUGUUCCACUGUUGCUGCAAGAAGAGCCUGAUAUACCACCUCCUUCCUACGACAUGGCUACAGAUUCAGCUAAUUAGAAUCGAGCAAGAGAGUUUGAAGUUCACAAAUAUAGCUGAAAUCUUACACAAGCCUCUUUAUAAUGCGCUUCUCGCCCAAUUUGGGCAUGUUCAGUAAAAACUCAUGCCACUUUCCCAACUCUUGGAUUUUCAUAUMAAAUUUUACUUUCCAACCCGUUYACACCGUAUCAUAUUAUGAAAGGCUUGGACCAAUCUAAGGCAAAAAUGUUUAACAAUAGAGGUAUAAAGAGGCUUUUUCUCAGAGCGGAGUUUGUAUUGUUCUCUGCACUACAAGGGCGUUUAGAUAAACAUAKAAGUGAUACGAUAGAGACAAUUCAAUGCGGGGGUGUAUCCUUAGAAUAUUUUCAGCUGUCAGUGUCAUGUUUACUUCUACAUUAACUAUUCAUUGAAAGGGAAGUAUGUUUGUAUAGCUGAUACAAUAUAUCUCGAUAUUUGAUGACCAUUAAGCUCCCUCGUUUUGUUAUUAAUGAUUGUGCAAUUUGCGUAAGUACGCAAUAAGUGUAUUGUCGAGGGCCUUUGGCUAUUUUUUCAAGCGUUCAUUAAAUAAAUUGCACAUUGGUCACUUUUCGAUUGUUAAUAAUAUUAUCUUUAUUAAUAACAAGUGUAGCGAGCUAGUAUACAUAUGGCGAAAUAGCUUUUGUUUUGCUUACGCUUAUCUAUUAAAAAUUGAAAAUGUGAAAUUUUGUAGUUGUACUUGAUAAUAGAUUAUAAUUGAUUUGCUUAUCUGAUUACAAUUUUUAGGAUAACAUGAAUGUGAUUGUGAAUGGCGAUUAUACAAUUCUUUUUUAACUCUAGUAUAUUGGAGACCUUUUUACCGCAUCUGUAAACCAUUGGCAAUUUAUUGAUUAAAAAAGACUGAUUUUCAGUGCAGUUUUAUUGAAAGACGCAAACGAAUAUCUGUAUUAACUAUCAUAAAGCUGGGCUAAAAUGAGAAAAACUAUCAUCGAACAUCGUAUAAAUAUGGAGGAAGCUCAAAGUGAAAGAUAUUUGAUGGUAAUGCUUGCUGGUGGUCUUUACCUGUAAUGACAUUGGCGAGACGCGCCGAUAUUGACAAAAGUACAAACUGAACAAUGUUCACUGUUGUUUUUGCGGUUUGUGUUUCUGGUAUUUCAGGCUUUUUUUUCGAACAAACAGCAUUACCUUUAUGUUUUUCAGCACACCUUAGGCAUCUCAUUUUGUUUUUUAAUGCUCUUCUCGACCUUCAAUAGCGUAAAUUUCGUCAAGAAACUUCGUUCUUCGUAGUUUUUAUCCGCCAUGUUGAUACUUUCAUCAGUACCAUGAUGCACUUCG